AUCUCUGCUCCAGAAUAUCCUGCGAAGACGAUCAUCUGCCCACAUCGCUCAGCAACGAGUUGCGACCUCAUCGACUCUCAGCGGGACGAUACUGAAUUGCGGUUCGUGCCUGUCCAAUUCACUCGAUGGCUUGUUGUGCUGUAAGCGUCGGAAAUUUGACAACCUCUGUUGUCGCGAGUACCGCCGUCUCAAGCUUCAGAUGUUCGCCAGCGAAGGUUGUUGGAUUCAAUGGACCCUCCCUCAUGCAACAGCGCGGACGGGUGGCGCACCGUGUAAAAAUUUCGAAGAGAUGCGCAGGUGUUUUCACCAGAGCGUCAGUCGACACAGCCACGGCCCCCAUGGAGAAGAUGGCACCCGCCAUCAUUUUGACCGAUAAGGCCGUCUCUCAUCUUAAGAGGUUGAAGGGUGACAAAGAUGCCUUGUACUUGCGAGUAGGAGUUCGACAAGGGGGUUGCUCUGGCAUGUCUUAUGUUAUGGAUUUUGAGGAUGAAUCCAAAGUUCGAGCAGAUGACUCCAAAAUUGAAGCUGACGGAAUUACUCUGAUUUGUGAUCCAAAGAGUUUGCUGUUCUUAUUCGGGAUGCAGCUGGACUACAGUGAUGCUUUAAUUGGAGGUGGUUUUGCAUUCAGCAACCCAAACGCAACUUCGACUUGUGGGUGUGGGAAAUCCUUCGCUGCUUAGAUUAUUCAUUCAAAAUGAGGGCAAAUGAUUGGCUGUCCUGUAUUUUUAUGCUACAUAAAUUGUAAAUUAUGUAAUGGAAGUGACACUCUCCUUCGAUUUAAAGCACAAACCGUAGGAACUAUGAUUGGGCUUAAGUGAAGGGCAUCACAGUGCUGAAAGGGAGGUUCAUGUUGUGACCUUUGACGAAAAAUGUAAGACUACUCAUUGUUUAAGAUUUUAUAAAUUCGUCCAAGGCUGAACGCUUUGACACAACUCCGUUCUCUAACGAGGA
Molecule: messenger RNA, 951 nt
Organism: Marchantia polymorpha subsp. ruderalis
Lineage: Eukaryota; Viridiplantae; Streptophyta; Marchantiopsida; Marchantiales; Marchantiaceae
Source: the annotation of a GenBank genome assembly